Molecule: messenger RNA, 5359 nt
Organism: Crotalus tigris (Tiger rattlesnake)
Lineage: Eukaryota; Metazoa; Chordata; Lepidosauria; Squamata; Viperidae
Gene: TNKS2
Product: tankyrase 2
Exons: 27
Coding region: 135-3671 (1178 amino acids)
Biological process (GO): innate immune response
Cellular component (GO): cytoplasm
Molecular function (GO): NAD+ poly-ADP-ribosyltransferase activity; protein binding
Source: RefSeq, a predicted model, not a curated record
CUUCCUUCCCCCCCCCCCCCACCGGCCGCCGCCGCCGCCGCUUUGACGCUCUCUGCCGCCUCACCGGGAAAACUGCCGCCGGCCAUGGCAGGCGUUUGGCUGUAAGCAGGCGGUCUCCACGGAGGGCAUUAGGCAUGGCCGGGCGGCGCGGCGCGGGGGGCGGCGGGGCGUUGGCGAUGGGUCCCUGGGGGGAAAUGCUGCAGCAGUCGCCGUCGUGCUGCGUUGGGGGAGCCGCGUCGGAGCCCGCCCGCGAGCUUUUCGAGGCUUGCCGGAAUGGCGACGUGGAGCGCGUGAAGCGGCUGGUGAGGCCUGAGAACGUCAACGGCAGAGACACGGCCGGCAGGAAGUCCAGCCCCCUCCAUUUCGCCGCAGGUUUUGGUCGGCGGGAUGUAGUAGAAUACUUGCUUCAGAGUGGUGCUAAUGUACAUGCACGAGAUGAUGGAGGACUCAUUCCACUUCAUAAUGCUUGCUCAUUUGGUCAUGCUGAAGUUGUCAAUCUUCUCCUACGCCAUGGUGCAGAUCCCAAUGCAAGAGAUAAUUGGAACUAUACUCCUCUUCAUGAAGCUGCCAUCAAAGGCAAAAUUGAUGUCUGCAUAGUAUUGUUGCAGCAUGGUGCUGAUCCAAGUAUCCGUAAUACUGAUGGAAGAACAGCACUUGACUUAGCAGAUCCAUCAGCAAAAGCAGUGCUUACAGGUGAAUACAAGAAAGAUGAACUGUUGGAAAGUGCCAGGAGUGGAAAUGAAGAAAAAUUAAUGGCUCUUCUAACACCGUUAAAUGUCAAUUGCCAUGCAAGUGAUGGCAGAAAGUCAACUCCAUUACACUUAGCUGCUGGCUAUAACCGUGUUAAAAUAGUGCAGCUAUUAUUACAUCACGGAGCAGAUGUUCAUGCAAAGGAUAAAGGAGAUCUAGUGCCUCUUCACAAUGCCUGUUCUUAUGGGCACUAUGAAGUAACAGAACUUCUAGUAAAGCAUGGAGCAUGUGUAAAUGCAAUGGAUCUAUGGCAGUUCACUCCUCUUCACGAAGCAGCUUCUAAAAACAGAGUCGAAGUGUGCUCCCUCUUGCUGAGUUAUGGUGCUGACCCUACACUGUUAAACUGCCAUAAUAAAAGUACAAUUGACUUGGCCCCUACACCUCAGUUAAAAGAACGAUUGGCAUAUGAAUUCAAAGGCCAUUCAUUACUACAGGCUGCAAGGGAAUCAGAUGUGAAUCGUGUAAAAAAGCACCUCUCUCUUGAAAUUGUUAAUUUCAAACAUCCUCAGACUCACGAAACUUCUUUGCACUGUGCUGCUGCAUCUCCAUAUCCUAAGCGAAAGCAAGUCUGCGAGUUACUUCUAAGAAAAGGAGCCAACAUCAAUGAAAAGACAAAAGACUUCCUGACACCUCUUCAUGUGGCAUCAGAAAAAGCUCAUAAUGAUGUUGUUGAAGUAGUUGUGAAGCAUGAAGGAAAGGUCAAUGCUUUGGAUAAUCUUGGCCAGACAUCUUUGCAUAGAGCAGCGCACUGUGGCCAUCUGCAGACAUGCCGGUUGUUGUUGAGUUUUGGCUGUGAUCCCUCAAUUGUAUCACUGCAGGGUUUCACAGCUUCUCAGAUGGGAAAUGAAAGCAUUCAGCAGUUGCUACAAGAAGGUGUUCCUUUGGGCAAUUCAGAAGCAGAUCGACAGUUAUUGGAAGCAGCAAAGGCAGGAGAUGUAGACACAGUAAAGAAGUUAUGCACAACACACAGUGUGAAUUGCCGGGAUAUUGAAGGGCGCCAGUCCACUCCACUUCAUUUUGCAGCAGGAUACAAUAGAGUGUCUGUAGUUGAAUAUCUUUUGCAGCAUGGGGCUGAUGUCCAUGCAAAAGACAAAGGUGGCCUGGUUCCUUUGCACAAUGCUUGUUCUUACGGACACUAUGAAGUGGCAGAACUUCUUGUUAAACAUGGUGCAGUUGUGAACGUGGCUGAUUUAUGGAAAUUCACUCCUUUGCAUGAAGCUGCAGCAAAAGGAAAAUAUGAAAUUUGUAAAUUACUGUUACAGCAUGGUGCUGACCCCACAAAGAAAAACAGAGAUGGAAAUACCCCAUUAGACCUUGUUAAAGAUGGUGAUACAGAUAUUCAAGAUCUCCUUAGAGGAGAUGCAGCUUUGCUUGAUGCUGCAAAGAAGGGCUGUUUGGCUAGGGUGAAAAAAUUGUGUUCCCCUGAUAAUGUAAACUGUCGUGAUACACAAGGCCGGCAUUCUACUCCACUCCAUUUAGCAGCUGGUUACAACAAUUUGGAAGUUGCUGAAUACUUAUUACAGCACAGUGCUGAUGUAAAUGCACAGGACAAAGGAGGUUUAAUUCCUUUACAUAACGCAGCAUCCUAUGGGCAUGUAGAUGUAGCAGCUUUGCUUAUAAAGUAUAAUGCAUGUGUAAAUGCUACAGACAAAUGGGCUUUCACACCUUUGCAUGAAGCAGCCCAGAAAGGAAGGACACAGCUUUGUGCCUUAUUAUUGGCCCAUGGAGCUGAUCCUACUCUGAAAAACCAGGAAGGACAAACGCCAUUAGACCUAGUCACCGCAGAUGAUGUUAGCGCACUCUUGGCAGCUGCCAUGCCAGUUUUCGCCUUGCCAUCUUGUUAUAAGCCUCAGGUUAUAAAUGUAUCUCAGAAUACAGGAACUUCAGCUGAUUCACUUUCUUCCAUGCCGUCCAGCCCAUCUAAUUUGUCAGCUGCCAGUAGUCUGGACAGCUUGUCUGGUAGCUUUUCUGAACUCUCAGUUGUUAAUACAAACAGUGCUGAAGGAACUUCUAGUUUGGAAAAGAAAGAAGUUCUCAGUGUAGAUUUUAGCAUCAAUCAAUUUGUGAGAAAUCUUGGACUUGAACAUUUGAUUGACAUACUUGAAAGAGAGCAGAUAACAUUGGAUGUACUUGUUGAAAUGGGGCACAGAGAAUUAAAAGAAAUUGGAAUUAAUGCUUAUGGUCAUAGACACAAAAUAAUUAAAGGAGUUGAGAGACUGAUCUCUGGACAGCAAGGUCUUAACACAUAUCUAACAUUGAAUACUUCGGGCAGCGGGACGAUUCUUAUAGAUCUCUCUCCUGAUGAUAAAGAGUUUCAGUCGGUGGAGGAUGAGAUGCAAAGCACUGUACGAGAGCACAGAGAUGGUGGCCAUGCUGGUGGAAUUUUCAACAGAUACAACAUCUUAAAGAUACAAAAAGUAUGUAACAAAAAGCUUUGGGAAAGAUACACUCAUAGGAGGAAAGAGGUUUCUGAAGAGAAUCAUAAUCAUGCUAAUGAAAGGAUGUUGUUCCAUGGCUCUCCUUUUGUGAAUGCAAUUAUUCAUAAAGGCUUUGAUGAGAGGCAUGCCUACAUAGGAGGAAUGUUUGGAGCAGGAAUUUAUUUUGCUGAAAAUUCUUCCAAAAGCAACCAGUAUGUCUAUGGUAUUGGUGGUGGCACAGGUUGCCCCAUUCACAAAGAUAGGUCCUGUUACAUCUGCCAUAGGCAGUUGCUUUUUUGCCGGGUAACUUUGGGCAAAUCCUUCCUACAGUUCAGUGCUAUGAAAAUGGCUCAUUCUCCCCCAGGACACCAUUCAGUUACUGGACGACCUAGUGUGAAUGGACUAGCUUUAGCAGAAUAUGUCAUCUACAGAGGAGAACAGGCCUAUCCAGAAUAUUUGAUUACCUACCAGAUUGUGAAGCCUGAAAUUGCCACAGAAGCUUGAAACUCCAGCUAUUUUACAAAGAUCAAAUUUAGCAAUACUCUUAAUUGCUAAUAUAUACACUUAUAUCGUUCCUUCCCCUCUUCCCCAACUUGGUGGUAGAAAAUGUGAAUAAAAUCUAACAUUUUUGACAGAUGAAGCUUUAAUAACUGUAUAGUAAGUUUUCUAAAAAUUCAGAAACUUUUUCAGCACUUUAACAGAUCUCAUUCCAGGUGACACUGGUUUGUCUGUACUAAAUUAUAAAACAGAUAUUAACUUGAACUUUGUUUUCUAUUUGCCAUUUCAGUGAAAUCUAACAACUUGUUGCUAUACAGGAACUCAUUUUAUUAAAAGUGUGUUCUUUAAAACACUACAUUUACACAGAGAACGAUUGCAUUUGUAAAACUGUAAAUAAGAACUUUUCUACUAGCCUGAUAUUUAUUUGCAUUGUAUUUGUAAAAUGUUUCAGAACUGCAGUACAUGGAAAACUUCAUUUAAAUGUCACACACACACACACACCCCGUCUGCAUUUCAUCACAAAUAGCUGUGAAAAGGACCUCUUGAAAGUCUUGCAUCAUUUGGCUUUUCUUCAGUUAAUUGAGUUUAAUGGAGGAAAAUGUAUUCCAGGAGAUUGUUCCAGAUUGUGCACAUUCCUGAGGAAUCUAGUAAACAUUCCACUUACUCAUCACAUUGAUCACUACUUAAAAUAUCUUUUGAAUGGGGAUAGGUUAGCUGAUUAUUUGUCUAAUGUAGAGAAACUUUUUGAUUCUCAUUAUAACAGGGUAUUUAAGACUGAACAAGCAUAUCUUCUUGAUUUCUGUUUCGGUAUAAAAUGGUGUGCUAUAAAAGCAAAAUGAAUCUUGCAUGCGGGACAAAGGGGGUACCCACAUCCUUCAAAACACUGAAGACUUUUUCACACACCCUUUUCUAAAAUGUAGUUUCCUUAUUCCUUCAGUUCAAUCAAGGUAUUUUUCAUCUUUACAGGUUCAUAUGUAAAAUAUAUAUCUAUAUAUAUAAAAUUCAAUUUUUUCCAUUGAUCCAAUUUUAAAUGAGGCAGUUAAUUGCAGUUCUUCAACCUUUCAGACCGUGUCCCAUGAUAUAUUUUUAAUUAUAGAUCAUUCAUACAUUAUGGUUUUUAACAAUUGCCAAGAGUGCUUAAAUUGUCUGGUUCAUAUGGUAUCUUAGAUUUGAGUCUUAAUUAAUUUGCAGUGCACAUGUAGUCAGUGCAUGAAUGGUUAUAAAAUCAUGUGAAAAAUAUAGUAAACAUCACUUCGUUGUGAUCGCUGCUGGAUAAAGGACAGUUCAGUUGAAUAAAAGAGGUCUUUGCACUGCAUGUUUUCUAUUCACUAGCUUAGCCAAAUACCUAAACAAGUAUUCAUGCAAACUAUGCUAACUAUGAUUUUGAAAACCUUUUUUCAUUAUUGAAAAUAUUUCAUUCUUUGUGAAUGAUUGUUUAAUGUGAUGUAAAUUAUUGUGAUAUUGGUAGCAUUUUAAAUGGUACCAUGGGGUUGGUAAGAAUGUUUUUAAUUUUGCAUGGCAUUCCUAUUUUUCAGAUGGCAAAAUGUGUAAUGGUUUUGAUUGUGUUGAGUUGAGGUGAACUUCAAGCCUCCUGUGCAAUUAGAGCUUUAUUCAUCUUGAAAGUGUCUUAUCUGUAUUGUAUCGCAUUCUUCACCAUUCAUCCUAAAUAAACUUCAUUCACAAGCUUUUGGGUA